This is a messenger RNA of Labeo rohita (rohu), 2610 nucleotides long. RefSeq lists its product as uncharacterized. The record is from RefSeq and is a predicted model, not a curated record. Lineage: Eukaryota; Metazoa; Chordata; Actinopteri; Cypriniformes; Cyprinidae. The transcript is spliced from 3 exons. The coding region runs from base 4 to 1386 and encodes 460 amino acids.
GCAAUGGCUGGACCUGUGAAACUUAGAGUAAUUCUAGCUGACAAUGAUGCCAGGAAGUUGAUCCUGCCUCAAGGGAUGCCUAGUUCUACUGAUGACCUCACACAAAUAAUCACUGACACUUUCCAGCUUGAUGGAGAUAUCCGGUUGCAGUAUCAAGAUGAUGACUUUGGUGGUGAGUUUAUUAAUUUGACAUCAGUAACUGAUGUUGAAGACAAAGGAACCUUGAAGGUCAUCUUUAAGACCACGGGACAAAACCAAGAAAAAGUCAAGGAAAGCUUGGGUUCUUGUGAGACUCCAGAAUCAAUUCCUGAGCACUCAACACUGCACAGGUCAGAUGAUUCUGCAUCAGUCUCCUCGUUUGAAACCGAUGACACUGUCCUUUUGUCUUCCCCUGAUCCUUCUCCUGGGUCAGUGCAAUCCGAAUCAAGAUCUACCCCGUGGCCACUUGUAUUUCCAAUUCCACGUUUCUCCUAUGACUCAGAAAUAAUUCUACAACAAGCCAAUGCUGAAUACCAUGCUAACAGAACUCGUCUUAGUCCAUCUCCAAAGCUGAAAUCGCACAUUCUGGAAAGCCUAGCUGAGGAAAUCAUAAAAUUCAAAGCAUAUCCAACGGAUGUAGACCUUAAUGCAGUGUCAGAAGCAUUGAUCAAUAAACACCCUUGCUUACGAGAGCAAGGCUCCUACAAUGGUUGCUAUGGGUGGAAAAUAAGCCUAAAGUAUAAGAUGGCGAACUUUCGUACCAAGCUCAGAAGUGUGGGGUGUUCUGAGGUAAGCAUAAAUACAUUAAAGAACAAAAAGCAAGACCAGUGCCAUGCUGCUUCAAACAUUAAGAAGCCUAGAAGAGCAGAAGUGAAUUACUGCCCUCAACAUCCAAAGGGAGAAACUUCUGACAGUCUGGAGAAAGAACGAGUUCAGCUUUUGACAGAGAUCAGAAAAAGAAACAACGACAAAAUAAUCAAAGAGAAGAUGGAAAGAACCUUUUCAUACAGAAGACAGGAAGUGGUUCAGAAGAAACCAAUGGUAGCAGAGUUUAAAACUCGAUGGCCAGCUCUCUUUAAUGUUGAUGAAAUCAAUAGUGAAUUCAUGCGGAUUACAACAGUCCCACUGGAGUUUAAGUUUCUUGCUGUGCUUGACCAAUAUUCAGACAGUUUGAUGAAGAUUUUUCACACUAAAGGUGGAGUCAAUGGCCGAACAAUAAAAAACAUCAUGCAACCCAUUUCACAGAAUAACAGCAUAGAUGUGCGAAGAGAAUGCAUCCUCAAAGCAUUGUGUGCAUACUUGAAUGAAGACCAUGUACAGCUGUUCAGCCAGUGUGCUGUAAGCAAAUGCUUCUCUUCCGUCUACUUCACUUUCAUAUAUUGCCUGUACUGUGUUCUUAAAGAUUAGUUGUCAUACAAAUGCUGCAUAUUUUGUUUAUUUUUAACAGGAUUGCGAUUGGUUGAUUGCCAAAGAAGCGAUGAAGCAGACAGUAAUGGGGAUCUACAUUGUUCGACAUGAAGGACAUGACCCAGUGGAUCAGCCUGUAGAUGUUGGUGUCGUGAUUGAAGGGACUGAGGUUCUCAGCUCUUUGAGGAAUGCAGCUGUAGCAGUGGCCAUGUUAUUCGGACUCAUUUACGCCUUGAACCUUAGCUACCCACGAGAACUCAAAUCUACAUUCGAGGUAAUCCAGAAAGUGUUCUUCAACCUGGAUGGACACAGACUUUCACCAAAAGUGCAAACCCUGAAGAACAAGAUGUUGGAGUAAGUUGACCUUGUUCUGUUUUGUUGUAGCUCAACACUGAGCAGAAAUUGUCUUAAAUCUUUUUAUUUUUUUUAAAUUGUAUAUUCAUUUAAUUUGGUUACAUGCAAUAUCAGUAUUGUUAAUCCUCUUUUUAUUUUUUUGGACGGUGGUUGGUUUCUAAGUUUUAUUUCUCGACUUGGCUGAAACUUUACAACUACUGCUGUAGUUGCUUUAAUGUGAUUCUUGAAAUAUCUAGUUGUAAGAUACUAGUUUUGAGAUUGUAGCUCAACACUAAGCACAAGUUGGUGUUGGUGUUUUUCUUUUUCUCUUGAAUGCAGUAAUUAUCAGGUUUACAUUAAAAGUGGUUGAUGUUUCAUUUAAUUUAAUUGCAUACAAAAGCAAUAUCGUUAAUCCUCUUGUUCUGGUUUGUAGUUUUAUUUGUUUUUCUAAAAUAUUUCUCAACCUGUCUGAAACCUUAAAACUACUGCUGUAGUUGCUUUAAUCUGAUUCUUGAAAUAUCUUGUUUUAAGAUACUAGUUUUGAGAUUGUAUCUCUACACUAAGCACAAGUUGGUGUUUUUUCCCUUGAGUGCAGUAAUUGCCAAAUCUGCAUUAAAAGUGGUUGAUUUUCAUUUUAUUUAAUUGCAUGCAAUAGCAAUAUUGUUUCUCCUCUAUUUCUAUUGUGUAGUUUUUCUUUAUUUGACUAAAAAUAUUUGUCAACCUGCCUGAAACCUUAAAACUACUUCUGUAGUUGCUUUAAACUGACCCUGGAAAUACUGUAUUUUUGAUCUGUCUUGUUCUAAGAUGGAGUAGUUUUGAAAUUGUAGGUCAGCACUGAUCGGUAAUUGCUGUUUUUUGUUUCACUUUGGACACUGAAUAAAGAAAGAUUUG